AUGAUGAAUAUUGGUCUUGACAAAAUUGACGCAGACGGUAUUAGUGUUCCGCAACUUAACAAAGAAUCAUUGAAAAGUAAGGACGACGAUAACAAUGAAUUAGAGCCGAAUGCUGAGCAAGUAGAUCAAUCUAAUCCUGAAAAACAAUCUAAACUAAAAUCAAGUGACAAUAAUAAAAAUGAUAUCGUAUCAGAUUGUCGACAAAAUGCUGAACUUGAACUGUUCAAUUUGAUGAAUCCGUUGGGCGCAAGUGAAAAACUUAAACAGCUCAAAUCCAAAUAUAUUACAACCGUCAACGUUUUAACCAUGACUAUUUUCGGUACUAAUCAAUCGAACACUUUGCCAUGGGACGAAGCUCUUGUCACAACAGUAAAAUCGCAAUUACAACUAAGAUACCAAUUUCUCCAACGUGACUGGCCGAUGAUUGAUGAAAGUUCGAAUAAGUUACUUGAUUCCAUUUGUAAGAAACAUCCUAAUCCAUUAUCAUUUCGUUCAUUAUCAUACGACAAACUAGUUUCUAAAUAUUUCUCAGAGCUCCAAGAUGAUCAAGAUUUUCUAAAGCAAAUAAUGGAAAAAGUGUGGAUGGAAGGAAACGAACUGCGAAUGAAGAUGAACGAAUACGACCUACCACCGUCAUUAUUUGAUAAAUUGAAAGAACAAGGUAUAAAUCGAUCUGAUCAAUUGACGGAUGAAGCUCUUGAUGAACUCGUACAAAUGGAUAUAGACAAAAUAGAUGAAAAACUGAAAGACGCCAAAAUCGAAAAGAAAGAAAAGGAUAACAUCCGUAAUACGCAUGCUCAGUUUAAAAAAAGAAUAUCUGAGAUGACAAAGAAAGAAAGCCGUCAGAGUAAAGAGAAGAGGAAAGAAUAUGAAGAACACAAAAUACUUACAGAAGCUGCAAUACAAAAUGCCGAAAAUGUCAAGAAAAGCUUGGAAGGAGACCUUACUGAUAAUAAAGAUCAAGUAAGAACUCUAGUGGACGAACUUAGAAGAACACUCAAGGUUGAUUGGCAGUUUACUGAAACUGAGUUGAAUACUCCCAAAGAAGCAGUACGCCAAGUUCUAAAUGAUCUGAACCAAAUGAAUGUGCAACUGAAUUUGGGCGACGUCUGCAAAUCGGAUGAAGAUCUUGUUAAUAAAAUUAGUGGUGGAAUCGCACUCAACGGCAUACACUUCGCAAAUCCGACAGAAUUGGGAAUAACAGCAAAACGUCAAUUGUUGGCUUGCCCAACUUAUUGUCUACUUAAAAGUUCUGCAAUGGCAGGUUAUACACAGCGAAAAAGCUUUACAAGUUUCGAAGCAUCAAAUCGUUUCGUAAAAACAAUAAAAACGACUGGUUUUACGGCUGCUACUCAUAUUGGAUUCUCUUUCCCGGGUUUACACGCAGAUGGGAGCUUUACUGUCAGUUCAAACAAGAAUUCAGAAUCAUCUACACAAAAAAAGACACAAUCGAGCGUGGCAAUUGAAAUGGAAUGCGCAAUUGUACCAAUAAAAUGUUUUGAAAUACCUCGCGAAGAGAUGAUACUAUCAACGGGAGCCAAAAAUGAACUGAUCAAUGUUGACGAUUUGGUAAAAGCAAGACAUUUUUUAAAAGAAUUUCAAUCGCAUGUGUGUGAAGGGAAGCAACAUAUUGGAGGAAUAUUUAUACGUAAAGUCGAGGUCGCAGCAGAAGAAGAGACCGAUGUACAAGAAUUGCUUAAAUUGGCUGCAAGCAAAAUGGAUGCAAAGAUGAGCGUCGGUGUAGAAAGUCAGGGGUUCAGUGGUGGAGCUGGUUGUACUGUUGGAGUGUCCAAUGCAUACGGGAAAACAAAAGGAACACAGAACAUUAAAAAAAUAUCAACAUCAGAUAUAAAAAUAGAUUAUUUGGGUCCACCAAUGAAUAAUUCAGAUCUAUUCAAAAUAAUGUUACAUUCAAACAACUCCUCGUGGCACGUGAUCGAUCGUGGUGAUUUAACAUCAUUUAUUCCGAUUUGGGAAAUUAUUCUAACACAAGAAAAAUACUCAGCUCAACAAAAAAUGAAAAAAGCAGCACAUUUACUCAAAGAAGCAUCGCUACAGGAGGCCCAACACUAUGACUAUCAUCCAUUGAUUAAAGAGGAAAUUGAACGCGUACAAUGUGGUAAGUACAUUUCGAAUCGUGCAAUGAAACCUAAUUUAACAAGGGCUUUUACAACUCUCAAUGACAAAAAUAAUCUUGAAAUGUAUGAAGCAAAAAUUGUCGUCGGCGAAGUUAGAUUAAGAUUCGAGUAA
Molecule: messenger RNA, 2250 nt
Organism: Didymodactylos carnosus
Lineage: Eukaryota; Metazoa; Rotifera; Eurotatoria; Philodinida; Philodinidae
Source: the annotation of a GenBank genome assembly